AUGGCAAUUGUCCAACUAAAAGUAUUGACCCUCAAGGAGAGUUCCAUUUACAAGGAAAUGCUGACUAGAUCAAAUCUUCAAGUCCUUAACGAUCUUUUCAACACCAUCUAUCGAGACCACAAUGGAGAAGACAUUGAAGUCAUCUAUUGCUUGGAUGAGGAAGCUCUGGCAGAAUUUGAUGAAUUUGACGAGCAAAUUUGA
Molecule: messenger RNA, 201 nt
Organism: Paramuricea clavata
Lineage: Eukaryota; Metazoa; Cnidaria; Anthozoa; Malacalcyonacea; Plexauridae
Source: the annotation of a GenBank genome assembly